Magallana angulata is the source of this 2371-nucleotide messenger RNA. RefSeq names its product S-adenosylmethionine mitochondrial carrier protein-like. The record is from RefSeq and is a predicted model, not a curated record. Lineage: Eukaryota; Metazoa; Mollusca; Bivalvia; Ostreida; Ostreidae. Gene Ontology annotation, cellular component: mitochondrial inner membrane. The transcript is spliced from 11 exons. Gene Ontology annotation, molecular function: S-adenosyl-L-methionine transmembrane transporter activity. Bases 279 to 1100 code for a protein of 273 amino acids.
CUCUAUUUUCUUAACAUUUUUGAUACAGUUCUGAGUUCAUACCCACGUCUGAAAAGAAAAUGAAUUUUUACUCGAUCAUAAACUUGGUGUAAUGUGGAACCAUUAAUGUCACAGGACAUCGUGAUCAGCACAUGUUAUCGCUCUGCACAAGGCUAGACAAACAGGAGCAGAGUUAUUUAAGAGAACGGUAAAAUAAUUUAUUAGAAUUCUCGAUAAAUUAUAGCUUGUUGAUGAUGAAGCACAUCUGACAUUUGAUGUGAUAAUACUGGUGUCAGAGAAUGGAUGUAAAGGAAGCCUGGGUGACUGCAUUGGCAGGUGGAUGUGCCGGAAUGUCUGUAGAUGUGACCCUGUUUCCAUUGGAUACAGUCAAGACCCGCCUUCAGAGUGAGGUGGGAUUUUCCCGGGCAGGUGGAUUUCGUGGGAUAUACUCUGGCCUGCCCUCAGUUGUAGCGGGAUCCUUUCCUACUGCUGGGCUGUUUUUCUGUGCCUAUGAAGGGGUGAAGAUUUUUGGCAGGGGGUACCUGAGUGAGAGCUGGGACCCAGUCCUCCAUAUGACAGCAGCCUCAACCGGAGAGGUGACUGCAUGUUUGGUGAGAGUUCCUGUGGAGGUCAUAAAACAGCGGGCCCAGGCGACGAGGUUCCCGUCAUCAGACAUACUAAGGGAGACACUGAGAACCGAGGGAUUUAGAGGCCUGUACAGAGGAUAUAUCAGUACUGUGUUAAGAGAAAUUCCUUUCUCCUUCAUACAGUUUCCAUUGUGGGAAUACUUUAAGAAAACUUGGUCUUCCUUUCAAAAGAGCCCAGUUGAUCCCUGGCAGUCAUCUAUAUGUGGAGCUACUUCAGGUUGCAUAGCAGCAGGAAUCACCACUCCGUUGGAUGUGGCUAAAACCAGGAUAAUGCUGGCAGAGACAGGGUCAGCUCUCUCUACUGGAAGUAUAUCAUUUGCCAUCAGAGCUGUGUACAGAGAAAAUGGAAUGCAGGGAUUGUUUGCUGGGGUGGUUCCCAGAAUGCUGUGGAUCACAGUGGGUGGUGCCAUCUUCCUGGGCGUCUAUGACAAGGCCAAGGUGGUGCUGUCCUCCGCCCUUAUGGACACCAGCUAACCCCAGGGGUGGAGUUAGGACUUAACUUUCCAUUAUUUGUACCAUAUUAGUAUCGUUUGUUGACUUAAAUUAUAAAGUCAUAUGUUGCCAAUGAGAUCUUUAUAUACUAUUUCAAUAGUGUGAAUGGUUAACCCUAGAAAUGCUAUUUAUUAAGUCUUGGACAUGAAAUUAAUGAUAAAAUUAUGUCUUGCCAAUGAGAUAUGUAACAUUGUUAAUAAUGUGUGCAGUAUGUACUGACAAUGUGAUUACAGAAUUCAACAUGAAUGAUAUACCUUAAUUGGUCAUGGAAAAACAUACCAUAGUGUUAACAUUAGGAGCUAAGCAGUAAAAUUCAGUCAAAGAAAAUUUCUAGUUGCCAUUAAAUUCACUGCAUUACAUCCAUAAUUCCUUAUAACCGCACAACAAAUUCAUAAUACCAGGCAUAGCAAUUAUUUUUAUGUACAUGUUUCUUUUCACAUGACCACCAAUUGUGUUUGUUGAGACAUAAUAAUUACUUAAAUUUAACUUCAUAAAAAUAUUUUUUUUAGAAAAUAAAAUUGUUAGAAUGUUUUAUAAAAAUUUGUUGUAUAAAAAGGUGUCAAUUUUGGUGGGUUUUUUUUACCUUUAUGGGACUCGAGACUGGUUUGCUCUGUCUCUGAAUUAUUCAAAACCGAGUUCAAUUUAUCCAAAAAAUUUUACAAAGAUUUGUAUAGAAAUUUUUGGACACUGAACAGAACUUUGCUAUAUCUGAGAUUUUACUGUAUCCAUGUUUGUACUAUACAAGUUUUACUGUAGUAAGACUUGAUUUCUACAUUGAUGUGGUUAUUACUAAAAAGAAAUAGCAAUUUAUAGAUAAGCUUAGUCUCUUUUAAUUUACCAUUAGUCUUUUUGGGGUGACAUUAAUUAUGAAGUUAUACAUUAAUGGGGAGGUCACUAUAUAGUAUAGUCAACAGUGUGUGAAUGACUGUUAUCCUAUGAAUGCAAUUAUUCUUGUAAAAAUGGUUAAUGGAAUUAUGUGCUUCCAAUUAGAUUAUUACAUAACACUUUUUAUACUGUACACAUAAUGUAUUGUUUGAUGUUAAUGUGAUUAUUAACAUGAACAUGAAUGUAUAGAUUCUACAUUGCAAUGGAAAACUUGAAAAUACAUUGCUAGUGUUUUUAGCUAUCGUUAGAUAUGAUUAUUAGGUUCUUAUGGUUUCCAUUGAGAAAAAAUAGUGAUUAAUACACUCAUUUUACAGUUGAAUGCAGUUUCCAACAUUAAAGUUGAAUGAAUAAAUUUGUUUUAUAGAGAA